CUGGCUAAUGUGUGGAAAACGUGUAACAAGAUCCGGGCGGCGGCGUUCCGCGUGGGGCUCAACCUGUGGGACUGGUACCGGCCGCUAGACCCCAGCGGCAACUGCCUCAUAUCUGAAUCGAAGUUCAUAUCGGUGCUAGCUGGUCCACUGCGGUCGGUGAUCGGGCUGACUGACGAGGAAAUCUCGCAGCUCGCUGACUAUUUCCGUGCGCAAGAUGGCCGCGUCUUGUACCAUCAGCUAUGUCAAAUUAUACACGGGGAGGACGCUAGUGACCGCAACAGGACGUCGUCAGACUGUUUGCUAGAGGCAUGUCCACCACCGCCUGAGCCUCGCUGCCGCACCCUGGACCAGUGGCAGUUGCGACGGCUGUGCUGUUUGCUGGCGACCAUCGCACAACGGGACCUGCCACUCCGACCUUACUUUCAGGAUUAUGAACUAGUGGCCAAAAAUGAUGGACGCAUAACAUUCGCUCACUUUGCUCGAAUCUUGAACUUUGUGGGUAUCCUAUUGUCUCCUGAGGACUUCAAUCUCUUGGUGCGCCGCUUCAUCAAGGACUCCUAUACCAUCGACUAUGUGGAGUUUCUUAAAGCUUUGGAAGCUGUCAAAAAGGAAGGAAUACAAGGGUUGGGACCGGCGUACCUAAAUCCAAACGCAGUGAUCGAUACGACCCCACCCAAACUAUCGCGGCCGGAGAUAGAAGCCGGGCUGCCCAGUACACUGCUCGGUGUCGAGGUGUUUCAUCCGGCAUUGCAGCAGCCCAAACCCACCCGAGGACUAGUGGACAUCAUGCUUAGAGUGCAGGAGUUCGUGAUGCAGAGGCGAAUCAGAGUCUCCGAAUUCUUUAGGGACUUCGACCCUCUUAAUAGUGGGUGCAUCAGACCACAACAGUUUCGUCGCGCUCUGGACACGAUGGGUUUUAACGCCAUACUCUCGGAUAUGGAAGCCAUGUGCAUUAUACGGCACUACACCGACCCCAAUGAUAAAGAACGAGUCUGUUGGAGAACCUUUGAGGAUGACUGUGACCAAGUGUUCACCAUCAAAGAACUGGAAAAGCACCCGGACGUGCAACCAGGGGCAGUUGCAGCAGCAGUCUCACAGCUUCCGCCACCUGGCUCUGCUGUCGAGAGCAACCAGCUAACUGACCAACAGCAAGAACUGGCGGAGGCAGCUUUAUCACGGAUAAGGGCGGCUUGCAAGGAGAGGGCCGUUGAUCUGCGACCUAUCUUCGGAGAUCAUGAUGCACAUAAGAGUGGGCACGUGGCGCACGCGUGGGUGCGCAGUGCGCUGUCCCGCGUGGGCGCGCUGCCGCCGCCGGAGCUCGUGCGCGCGCUCGAGAUGCGCUACCUGGACCGCAACGGAUUCAACUAUCACGCGUUACUUCGAGACUUAGAGGAUCAAAGGGCGGAGGGUCCAAGUGAGGUCGGAACGGUCCCCCGAAGCCGCGUCACGUCUCGCUCCUCACCGCACGAGACUGACAUCGUGCAGAUCCUCGCCAAGAUCAAAGGAAAGAUGGUGCGCGAGGGUAUCCGACCUCGUGAUUUCCUCCAGCAGUUCGACAAGCAGAACGAGUUGGUGAUCCCUCGCGCGGACUUCUACCGAGGGCUGGCGUCAGCUGGACUGUCCCUCACACCUGUGGAAAUGGACACGCUCAUGGAAGUAUUCAGUGCGCCAGGGCGGCGGAGGUUCGUGGAGUACGACAGGCUGUGCGCGACGGUGGGCGAGGCGCUGACGCAGGGCGGGCUGGAGCGCGCGCCGCUGCUGCAUCCGCUCGCGCACGCGCCGCCGCCCGCCACCAACACCUUCCUCAACUUCGAGGAGCGCAGCGUCGUCGCCAAGGCCAUAGACAAGCUGGCCAAGCACCACGACCAAGUGUCCAACAUACUCGAGGUUUUCAAGGAGGCGGACAAGGAGUGCUGCGGCAGCGUCCCGCCUGCCGUGGUCCAGCGGGCACUGUGCCGCCGCGAUCUGCUAGCCUUACUGUCCGCACGAGAGCUGGAGCUGAUCUGCAAGUGCUUCGGAUACAAACGCGGCUGUGGAGACGAGGUGAACUACCGCGCCCUGUGCUCGGCUCUGGACAUAGUGCAUGCAACGUCAAAGGCGCAGCCUUGCUGA
Molecule: messenger RNA, 2112 nt
Organism: Parnassius mnemosyne (clouded apollo)
Lineage: Eukaryota; Metazoa; Arthropoda; Insecta; Lepidoptera; Papilionidae
Source: the annotation of a GenBank genome assembly